This is a messenger RNA of Juglans regia (Persian walnut), 645 nucleotides long. RefSeq lists its product as uncharacterized. The record is from RefSeq and is a predicted model, not a curated record. The transcript has a single exon. The coding region runs from base 197 to 475 and encodes 92 amino acids. NCBI's taxonomy places the organism in Eukaryota, Viridiplantae, Streptophyta, Magnoliopsida, Fagales, Juglandaceae.
UUCUGUCUAUAUAAGGAUGUCUGAUCUGCUAGGUCUUUUCUUAUCCGAAUUCAUCAUUAAUUUCACCUCCAUCUCAAGUUAAUUAAAUCUUGCUAGCUAGCUAGCUCUCAAACAACAAGCAGGCAGUAGCAGUAGCAGUAGCAGUAGGCGCAGCAGCAGCUCGAUCUAUAUAUAGUCGAUUAAGAUCAGAAUCAUCAUGAUCAUGGAAAGCAGCAGCUUAGCAUAUGUGCUCACGAAGGUUGCCAUGUUUGUUCUUGUCCAAUCUCUGGUUUAUCUCAUCCUCUCCAAAUCAUCGAGCAUCUUCUCCAGAAACAACGACAGAAAAUCACGUAGUUUUAGACAAGUUCGCUCCCUAAGUAUUAACCGGAUACUUGCUGCUCUUGGCGACAUGCCGGCCGAGCUGUCUCCUAUUUCAAGAAGCCCCUGCCAGUCUCCAAUCCAAGAAAAUUCAAAGCGGCAUCAUCACACAUCUUAGGACUAUUAAUUCUUGUUUAAUUUACUGGUUAAUUGUUUGUUUUGGUUUUGGUUUUUCAUAGAUCGAUGGCACAAAGGACGUUGCUGCGAAUGUGUAAUGAUCUAUAAACUGAUCAUAAAUGCCAAGUCCAUCAUGAUCUUUACCUUGAAUGGUUAAUUUCAAUUUUCAGA